AUGUUUUUUUCGGGCAGAAGGCUGCAAGCGAUGGGGAAGAUGGUGGCGGCUCGGGAGGGCGAGGACGACGGGAAGGUGCCGUGGGCCGUGGUGGUGGAGGGGUUGCUUACCACGGGCGCCUUCAGCACCAGUGACCCCGUGACACUUGCCUUCGCGCGAUUGGCUGAGCGGUUCCUGGCGCCGUGGGCGAGAAUAGAGGUGCGGCUGGGCCGGGUGACGGGGGGAAGGAGGGGGGGAAGGAGGGGGGGAAGGAAGGGGGAGGAGGGGCCAAGAGGGGGCAUCACGGACGGGCUGGGGAAGACAGGCCUCAUCAAGGCCGCAGCGCUCAAGGCCAUCGCCACCAACCCCAAGCUCAUGACCUGUGUGGCGCAGGUGCGAGUAGUGGAAGGGCGGGUGUACUUUCGCUAUGGCUCCUUCCUGGAAGACGAGAGGAAGCUUCUCAGAAUCAACCUGGCGGUGAAGAUGAUUCAUGAAGCCGUGGUCACGUUUGAGCUUCAGACCCUGCGGGCAGAGCUGUAUCUGAACGCGUGUGACGACCCGCACAGCUACGACAACUCACCUUUGCUCCUCACCCUGCGAGCGGAGCUCUAUCUGAACGCGUGUGACGACCCGCACAGCUACGACAACUCGCUCUCAUCGGGCCGCUCCGGCUUUGCAGUGCUGAGCUCCCAGUGGACCCCUGGGGUGACGGACAUUCUCUUCCCCGACCCCCUCGACCUCGCCUACCCGCCCUCCUACUCGCCCCAAAAGGCUGCUGGGUUUGGUGGGGGGGAGGAGCGGCAGGAGAGGCAGGGGCUGGAGCCACUACCCGUGUGGCAGCGGCACUGUGUGUGUGUCUUCCCGGACCCACUGGACCUCGCCUACCAGCCCUCCUACUCGCCCCCAAACGGCCAUGGGCUGCACGGGUUCGGAGGGGGGGAGGAGCGGCAGGAAAGGCAGGGGCUGGAGCCUCUGCCCAUAUGGCAGCGGGUGAGUGCGUGUGGGCGCCUUCAUUGA
Molecule: messenger RNA, 996 nt
Organism: Closterium sp. Naga37s-1
Lineage: Eukaryota; Viridiplantae; Streptophyta; Zygnematophyceae; Desmidiales; Closteriaceae
Source: the annotation of a GenBank genome assembly